Messenger RNA from Moneuplotes crassus, 1707 nucleotides. NCBI's taxonomy places the organism in Eukaryota, Ciliophora, Spirotrichea, Euplotida, Euplotidae. The record is from the annotation of a GenBank genome assembly.
AUUACAUAAAAACUUCAGAAUAAAGUAUGAAUAACAUUGAUGGAACAUAUUUUGAAGAGAAGAACUUAGCCGAAGGAAACUACGGACAAGUGAAACUCAUGCAUCAUAAAGAGGAUCCAGAUAUUAAGUAUGCGGUGAAAAUUUACGCUAAGAAUAAAAGUGAAGAAGCAGGAAUUAGGCACUUCCGCCAAGAGGGGGUCCUUAAGACCAUAAGCCACCCAAACAUUAUAAAGUUGGUUGAGAUGAAUGAAGCCGGCAAACUCAUAUCUCCUUCAAAGGAAUUCAUUGAAGUUAGAUAUGCAGUGCUUGAGCUCGCACCCAAUGGGAAUUUCUUAGACUAUAUAGCUAAUAAUGCAAUUGACUCAAAAAUUGUCAGGUACUAUUUUAAGCAACUCUGAGAGGCAGUCAGCUACAUGCAUCAAGAAGGUAUCUGCCAUAGAGACUUAAAGAUGGAAAACUUACUUCUUGAUGAACAAUUCAACCUAAAGGUUUCCGAUUUUGGAUUUUGUACUGAGAUCAUGAACAAAUACGGUGAUAGUCUUCUAACAAUUUGUAAAGGAACUCCAGGGUAUAUGGCACCAGAGAUGAUCAACAUUAACGGAUUCAACCAUGUGAUGAAUCAGAAAAGCCACAAAAUGUUUUCAAGCAAGGGAUAUCACGGAAUCCAGACAGAUAUCUUUGCCCUAGGAGUUAUUUUGUUCUCUCUUUAUAUGGGAAGACCUCCAUUCAAGAUCGCUGAUAUAAACGAUCCUUUCUAUAGGCUAAUUUUUAGCCAUCAAAUUGCUGAAUUUUGGGAACCAUGGGACCAAUUCGCUUCCCAGAAUAAUUUUGAAAUUCCAGAAGACUUUAAGAAUCUGUUUAUUGGGUGUGUUACGUUUUCUCCUUUACUCAGAGUUUCCAUUAAUGAAAUUCUGAGCAACAGCUGGAUGCAGAGAGAUAUGCCCUCUCAGGAAGAAGUUUGCCAAUACAUGUCCACUAUUAAGGUUAAGAUUGAUGAACUAGAGGCUCAACAACAAGCUUACUACAGUGCAGCCCAAGCUCAAAUGUCAACGAAGGUUGAAGAAGCUAAAGAAGAAUGCUUAGAAGGCGACAACCUCAACGACUCCUCCUUAUCAGCUGGAUCCCAAAUCAAAGAUGACGAGGAGAACAUUAUGAAGGAUCUUGAAGAUAUUGAGAGUGAAUUCCUUGGUAAUGACUUGAAUGAGAGCAACUCCUUUAAUCUCGGUGAAGACGAAUUUAAUCUCGACGGGUUCUCAGAAGCUGAGGAUGUCGAUAUAGACAAUAUGCUUGAUGAAGAAGUGGGAAAUGUCAAAGAUUUGCCCUUAGAAGCUGUUGAAAGUUGUAAAACUGAAUGAACUAAUCCUCCAGAAGACCAGACGAGUCAGAUCAUUCAAUUCCUGGAACACCUGACUGAGGUAGACACUGAAGUUAGGACUUCUGUCCCUGAAAAGAUGAUUUCCUUCCUCGAACAGUACGGAAAUCUCAAGCAAUGGAAGAUUGUGAAGCUUCUAAACUACAUCCUACUGAAGAUCCCUGACAACUCCGGGAGUCUGGUAGAAUAUGCCAUUAAGUUUGACCAAUGAGAUGGUCAAAAAUAUGCUCUAAAAUACCUAAAAUAUGACGAUAUGUCAUUCGAGCAGUUCCAUGAAGUAGGCAGCUUCAUCUUAAAAUUAAUUUCCCCAUAUUGAUAAUUAUGUUACUCCUAUA